This is a messenger RNA of Papilio polytes (common Mormon), 2014 nucleotides long. RefSeq names its product SH2 domain-containing protein 4B-like. The record is from RefSeq and is a predicted model, not a curated record. The transcript is spliced from 10 exons. NCBI's taxonomy places the organism in Eukaryota, Metazoa, Arthropoda, Insecta, Lepidoptera, Papilionidae. Gene Ontology annotation, cellular component: cytoplasm. Bases 240 to 1544 code for a protein of 434 amino acids.
ACGCGUCAACGUCAUUCGCUGUCAGUCGCCGGAGAGCGCGCAGUCGCGUCGCGUGUGCUCGUGUUUUGUAAAUUUAAAUUCAACGGAAUUGUUAGAUUUAUAAAUACGCCUUCAAAUUAUUGAAGAAAUAAGACGAUAAUAAGUGUAUCAGUGUGUGCUUUUGUGUUUUAAAGUUUUGUGAAGAGAACACUGUACACAUUUAUUGUUUAUUCUGCUGAAGUUGAGAAUUGUCAGUCGCCAUGUUGCAGCAGAUUCUGCGCGACAUGUGGGUGGACCCGGAGAUCCUCGCGGAAUUAGAUGAGACGCAGAAACAAACGCUCUUCUGCAAGAUGCGCGAGGAACAGGUUCGUCGCUGGCGGGUAUGGGAUGACGAAGUGAGCAAAGAGGUCAUAGAUAAGCCUAAAUUUGAAGAUAAUGUCAAAAAGCACGUUCAGUUCCUAAAAGGCGAGGAUGGUGAACCCUGGGUAUGGGUGAUGGGAGAACAUCCCGAAGACCGCAGUAUCGAGGAUAUCCUGGCGGAGGAAGCCCGCCAGCGCGCGCUGUCACAAGCGUGCCAAGAGGCGCAUCAGCUCAGGAAGUCAGUCGAGAAAGAGCUUACACAUCUUAUUGAAUUCCAGCCUUUAGACGCCUUAGAACAGAAGUUCGAUUUGUCACCAAAGAAUGUGGACUCUCUUGAAGAUACUCUGGACCUGUACUGCUCCGUGGACGAGCUGCGCGCGCGCAUGGAGGAACUGGGUCCGAUGCCUUCGCCCAAAGAACUGGAUAAAGCGGAAUACGACGCUAUGAAACUCGACCUCAACAAGAACACUAUGCAUUUCAACUUUAUUGAAGGCAAGAGGGACGUCAGAGAUGUGAUUCAGGAGUCAGGUGUGGUCGGAGGUGACGGUGUGAGUUUGCGCGUGGCGGCGUGGGAGCGGCGUGUGGCGGCUGCGCGUGCGGGAGACAUCCUGCGUGGGUUACGCGCACGCAGAGCACGCACGCUACGUGACGCACAACGCACCACGCACCAGAUGGAUGUCGUAUGGAGGGAACAAGAACGUAAGGCUAAAGAGGCUGAAGCUGCGAUGAGGGAGAUAGCUCGCGCGGCGCGGGAGGCUCACCGCCUCAGUGCGGAGGUGGAGCCCCCGUCGUGCCCCUCGCAAGCCGGCAGGCCGCCGAACCGCGAGGCAGUACUGGAAUGGUUCAAGACACACGAACUAACGAAGGGAGUUGGUUUGGACGAGGACAACAAGCCAGUUGACUGGUUUCAUGGUGUCGUGUCUCGUGCGGAGGCGGAGCGCGCCCUGAGCGCGCAGCCGGCGGGCAGCUACCUGGUGCGCGUGUCGGAGCGCGUGUGGGGCUACGCGCUGUCGUACCGCGCGCACGACCGCUGCAAGCACUACCUGGUGGAGGCGGAGCGCGGCUACCGGCUGCUGGGGGGCAGCGCCGCCGCGCACGCCACGCUCGCGGAUCUCAUAGAGCACCAUAAGACGGUUGCUAUCACGGAGAGCGGCGGAGAAGUGCUCACCUCGCCCUGCCCCCCGCUCGCGCCCCCCCUCUUCUGAACCUCAACUACUACACAGUGGGAACGCGCACUACAGACAAAAAAUGUAUAAAAUAUCCUAAAUAUGAAGAAACCAGAAUAUUAUUGUCUCUUAUUUUCACAUAGCGCUUACUUAAUAUCGGCAUAUCUACAUUUUUAAUAUUUUACAGAAGCCAGGAUCUUUUAUUUAAAAUUAAUUUAAUGGUUCAUUUCUUGAAGAAUAUGAAAUACACUGUAUAUUAAGAAAUGUAUAGAAUAAUAAAAUGAACCUCGUCUUGGACAUACUUCAUUUUAAUUACACUUUUUAAUAUGUGCAAAAAAAUUAGUUUAUUUUUAUUUUGUUAAAUCGACGAUUUUAUUUUUUUUAGAUCAAUCUAUAUAUCUGUAGAAAUGUUGAAUAAUCACAUAUCCUUGUUUAAAGUGCGUUUUCUUUAGUAAAAAACACCAGUCAAUAUAUCCUAGGUGUCUAGACUAGAUGCUUUUAACUUUAGU